GUUGGCAAUCCGUCGUGAUAAGCUAUACGCCAUGAAGCACCUCACCCUUGGCGUAUGCUUGACUGCCCUGGCUGGUGUGGGUUUCGCCGCACCCCAUGCUUCGCCUACUUCAUCAGGCUCUGCAUCUGAGCCAACCGGUGCUACUUAUACAUCGGGGUUUGACAUGACCAAGAGCUGGGCCAAUCUGAGUCCUUAUAAGAAUGCCGACAGCUUCGGCGUAGCCAAGGGUACGCCCCAAGGUUGUGAGCUGUCACAGGUUCAUGUACUGCAUCGCCAUGCUGAGCGGUUCCCCACCAGCAAUCUCUUGGAUGGGAGAGGCAUGGGAGAUUUCGCCUCUAAAUUGGUCAACUAUACCAAGGCCAACCCAGGCAAAGCAGUGGCGAAAGGCCCUCUGAAGUUCCUUAAUGACUGGGAAUAUGUGGUCGGAGAAAACACCCUGAUGGAAAACGGGGCUGCGACUGAAGACGCAUCCGGUGCCAACUUUUGGAUCAAGUACGGCAGGCUGUUGUAUCGUCCUGGUCGUGAUAAUGUGGCCGCCUGGAAUGAGUCCUUGAAUGUAUAUCCUAACGGUACCGCACGGCCGAAGCCCGUGUUCAGAACUACUUCCCAGGGGCGCAUUCUAGAGAGUGCCCGGUGGUGGCUCAGCGGAUUCUUCGGCAAUAGCGGUGCCAAUAGCUCUUACGAUCAGUAUGAUUUGGUUAUCAUUCCGGAGACAGAAGGUUUCUUCAACAAUACUCUCGCUUCAUAUGUUUCUUGUCUUGGUGAUAAGACUGCUGGCGAUGAGUCUGCCCAGGUGUUUAUUCCUCGCUAUACCAAGAAUGCUCUCUCUCGACUUGCCAGAUAUCUUCCCGAUGACUUUAAGCUGACAGCUUACGAUGUCCUCGCAAUGCAAAACCUAUGUAUUUAUGAGCACACCAGUCUAGGAGGGUCAUUUUUCUGCUCCCUCUUCACCGAACAAGAGUGGAAGGACUUCGCCUAUAAUAUUGAUAUCCAGUAUUAUGGCAACUUCGCAUUCGGCUCCCCAACAGGCCGUGCCCAGGGCAUUGGCUACGUCCUGGAACUCGCAGCUAGACUUGAGGGUAAACUAAUCCACUCUAGUGACACUAGUGUGAAUUACACCUACGAUGACAACACUGCUCAGUUCCCCAUGAACCAGCCAUUCUAUAUGGAUAUGUCGCACGAUGAUAUAAUCCUCUCUGUCAUCUCCGCUCUUGGCCUUGAGCAUUUCAAGUACGGUCCCCAUGGUCUUCCAAUCCACGUGGAUCAUGCCCCCCCAAACCGCACAUUUGCUCUUAACGAUUUAACUCCUUUCGGUGCUCGAUUCAUGUCUGAGAUCUGGACAUGCCCCAGCAAUGUCUCUUUCAACACUCUAGACCCAAUCCUCUAUGUCAACCCUCACUUGGAGUCUGUCCAUGAUACAAAGAAAUACAUCCGUUUUGUGCUCAAUGAUGCUCCGCUGCCGCUGGACGGACUCGUUGGUUGUGAGAAUUCUCAGAAUGGUUUUUGUCCGGUCAAUGAGUUCCUGAGCGGUGUCCCGACACUAAAGGAGAAGGCUAAAUACCAGGAGGCCUGUUUCGGUAAGUAUCCUACUGGAAAGCAGGUAGGGGAUGGCGCACCGUACUCAUAGACGGUGAUCUUGAUGGAGCUAUGUUCAAUGCGGAUGAGUAUGCAUCUCGCAUUGUUGAAAUUUAGAUACGGAUCAUAC
This is a messenger RNA of Aspergillus alliaceus, 1705 nucleotides long. RefSeq names its product histidine phosphatase family protein. Gene Ontology annotation, molecular function: acid phosphatase activity. The record is from RefSeq and is a predicted model, not a curated record. NCBI's taxonomy places the organism in Eukaryota, Fungi, Ascomycota, Eurotiomycetes, Eurotiales, Aspergillaceae. Bases 32 to 1627 code for a protein of 531 amino acids. The transcript has 3 exons.